GUUCUCUCUUUUGGCAUUAGAGAGAUUGGAACACCCCCCACGAAGCACCAAUUAUGGCUCUGAAUCUUUGUAUCUCACCUAAGUUUAAAUGGGUUCCUUCCUUAGAUAGUGCUUCCUAUUCUUUGAGACCUUCACUUGGGUCUUGUUUUGGUAACAUAAACAUUGCUAGUGUGAGUCUAAGUACUACUAGAAGUUUGAGUUUGAGGAGGAGUGGGAGUGUUAGUGUAAGAUCUAGUUUGGAAACUGCGGGGCCCACAGUCACAGUGGGACAGGUCACUGAGGUUAACAAGGACACCUUCUGGCCGAUCGUUAAGGCUGCCGGGGAUAAAACCGUUGUCCUUGACAUGUACACACAAUGGUGUGGCCCUUGCAAAGUGAUGGCUCCAAAGUUUCAAGAAUUAUCUGAAAAGUAUCUGGAUGUUGUCUUUCUAAAGCUUGAUUGCAACCAAGACAACAGGCCCUUAGCAAAAGAGCUGGGAAUUAAAGCGGUUCCCACUUUCAAAAUUCUGAAGGACAACAAGGUUGUAAAAGAAGUUACUGGAGCUAAAUACGAUGAUUUGGUUGAUGCCAUAGACAAAGUUCGAUCUAGCUAAGAAUAUAUAAAAGUAUUCUCUCUCUGUAAAAAUAUUAUGCUUGACACCCUUUGUAAGUAUUUUAUGCAAUUGUAAGCUGAUGAUGAUUGGAAGAUGAAGAAAUGUCAUCAUGUGAUUAUUGCAAACCGUAAUUGUUUAUUCCCCAAGUCCAGGGAAGCGUUCCUCAAUUAUUCAAGUUAUCAACUUGAUCAUGGGGUGUCUAUAAAGUGGUCUAGCUGAUAUUUGUUUAAAUAAAAUAAAAAUGCGUGUGAUAAAUAUGGAUAUUGAAUCAGAGA
Messenger RNA from Glycine soja, 868 nucleotides. Its product is annotated as thioredoxin F-type, chloroplastic-like. NCBI's taxonomy places the organism in Eukaryota, Viridiplantae, Streptophyta, Magnoliopsida, Fabales, Fabaceae. The record is from RefSeq and is a predicted model, not a curated record. The transcript has 3 exons. The coding region runs from base 54 to 593 and encodes 179 amino acids.